Molecule: messenger RNA, 782 nt
Organism: Nannospalax galili (Upper Galilee mountains blind mole rat)
Lineage: Eukaryota; Metazoa; Chordata; Mammalia; Rodentia; Spalacidae
Product: magnesium-dependent phosphatase 1
Exons: 6
Coding region: 178-672 (164 amino acids)
Molecular function (GO): acid phosphatase activity
Source: RefSeq, a predicted model, not a curated record
CCACGCCUCGGGACGUCUGGCCCCGGAGCCGCAGAAGGCGCUCUUCCGUCCCGAGCUGGUCCAGUCCGGCGCGGAGUCGCUCUACCGGCGUCUCGGUGGCCGGGGCAGCCCACGUGGCCACCGUGGAGGCGGUGCGGUGCAGCGGUCCCGCCGGGAAGCAGCAGCUCCGCGCCGGUCAUGACCCGGUUCCCGAAGCUCGCGGUCUUUGAUCUGGAUUAUACUCUCUGGCCUUUUUGGGUCGACACACACGUAGAUCCCCCGUUCCACAAGAGCAGUGAUGGAACCGUACGAGACCGGCGGGGCCAGAACAUCCGACUGUACCCGGAGGUGCCCGAGGUCCUGGAACAAUUGCAUGGUCUUGGGGUGCCGGUCGCGGCCGCUUCACGGACCGGUGAGAUAGCAGGGGCCAACCAGCUACUGGAGCUCUUUGGCCUUGCCCGAUACUUUGUUCAUAAGGAAAUCUAUCCAGGCAGCAAGGUCACACACUUUGAGAGGUUGCAGCAGAAGACUGGAGUUCCUUUCUCCCAGAUGGUCUUCUUUGACGAUGAAAAGCGGAAUAUUGUAGAUGUGGGCAAACUUGGUGUUACCUGCAUUCACAUCCAGAAUGGAAUGAGUCUUCAAACCCUAACUCAAGGGUUAGAGACUUUUGCAAAUGCCCAAGCUGGAUCCUGAGGACCAGCCAUAUAGAUAAUCCUUAUCUAAGGUGUAAAACUGAAAUCAAGAAGGCAUUGUCAGGUGCAUUUGUAAUUUAUUAAAGAGUAUGUGUGUGAGUCAAGAUUUUA